Engraulis encrasicolus (European anchovy) is the source of this 3333-nucleotide messenger RNA. Its product is annotated as zinc finger protein 236. Bases 194 to 1945 code for a protein of 583 amino acids. Gene Ontology annotation, biological process: regulation of transcription by RNA polymerase II; embryo development. Gene Ontology annotation, molecular function: DNA-binding transcription factor activity, RNA polymerase II-specific; RNA polymerase II transcription regulatory region sequence-specific DNA binding. NCBI's taxonomy places the organism in Eukaryota, Metazoa, Chordata, Actinopteri, Clupeiformes, Engraulidae. The transcript has 4 exons. The record is from RefSeq and is a predicted model, not a curated record. Gene Ontology annotation, cellular component: nucleus.
UGGCGCCUGCAUCUCUCCUUUCACUUCAUUUUGUCGUAUUAAUCCUCUGCACAUCUCUCUUCUAAAGGUGCGAGUAAACAAUGGCACGCUAAAUGUGUUCCUGCUGCACUGAAAACGUUAGAGUACCAGAACAUUAGCUGCCUUCCGAACGAAAUUGCGUAAUUUCGUGCGUAAUUUACAGUGACUUUUCACGAUGGCGAAGAGUGGUUCGUUUCACACACAGCUAACAACCAUCAUGGAUAUAAUGACCAAAACGGCGCUGGCGCAAAUAUGUCGACUAUUUGAAGAGGACUCGGCGGCCGUACGAAGAGAAAUGUCAAGAGUGAUGAGAGAAAAUAAACUAUUGCGCGAUCAAUUGCGUUGCCUGCAAUACGAACUGAUCCGUGUUGUUGGUCAAGGGAAGAAAGGACCACACAAGCGUGCAAAGCUAGAACUACAUCCUACCAUGGGCACACCGACGGGGGAAACAUACCGAGGAGUCGACAAAGACAAUAUGGGUAUUAACCGUGCUCCUUCAAUAAAUGGGAUAUUUGGGAAGGAGUGGUGUAUGAACCUAUGGAACGAUGGGGACGCGCAAGGAUGCACCCCGGCCGAUGCUGAAUCACACAGUGGUUUUGUGGAGGAGUUCAGGGGAGAUGACCAGGAGCAAAUCGAGCAGCUCACCAUCAAAGAGGAGGAGUCGGAAGUCGACAUCAAUGAGCGCAACCAACAAACCUCAGAGGGCUUUAUCAAAGAGGGAGGAAGAUGGGUGUCUGACAGAAGCGAGACAUCCUCUACUGAUAGACACUAUACAGACGUGGUCAGAAGGGGAGGACACUCCGUUUCGGUGGACUCGUCGGAGGACUUUGAGAGCUUCCUGGAGUUGUCGGGAAUGCUUGGGGGUCACAAUCCCGAAUUUAUAUCCUUAGACGGCACUACAGGAGACUACACCAUCCUGCCCCCGCCGGCCGUCUCCCCGACGUACGAUCCACACUGUGAGCCUAUCGAGUACGAGUACGAAGGGAUGGAGGGGGAGACGCAGCUCGUGGCUUUCGAGGGGCUAUCAGAAAUCCCCUCCUCCUCCCUGCCACGUGUCGUGAAGUCGCAGCCUGCCAUCAAAACAGAGAUUGCGGAAAAGUUUGGCUACUUCGACCGGUUCGAGGCACGGCAGCCUCCGAAGAAGAGGAAGUUUCACUGCAAGCUCUGCGGCAAGACGUACGUCAAGUACGACACCCUGAAGACUCACAUGAGGAUCCACAAGAGGGAGAAGUUCUACAGGUGUCGGAUCUGCAAGAGCGUCUUUCCCCAGAAGAACCUUCUCAGAACUCACAAGUGCACCGUCGUCCCGAGCAACAGCAGCAGUAGUAGCAGUAGUAGCAGCAGCAGCAACGACAACAACAACAAAGACAAAAACAAACAGAAAGACAAAAUAAAAAAAGAGAAAGACAAAGAGACUGUCAGAACCAUGCAAAACAACACUGUCCAGAAUGACAGCAAAGACAAAAACAAACAGAAAAACAAAAUAAAAAAAGAGAAAGACAAAGAGACUGUCAGAGCGAUGCCCAACAACACUGUCCAGAGCGACGACAAAGACCAUGUGCGAAAAUACAUCGUCCAGCAGCAGAACAGCAAAGCCAAGGGCAAGAACAGCUGCGAGUACUGUGGCCGCUGCUUCACCACCAACACCAACCUGAGGGUUCACUACGCCGUGCACACGGGCGAACGGCCGCACAAGUGUGACAUCUGUGGCAAGACGUUCACCCAGAAAGGCAACAUGAACAUCCACAGGCGCAUUCACACCGGCGAGAAGCCCUUUGUCUGCCCCGUCUGCCACAAGUGCUUCUCCCAGAAGAUCAACCUGCGCCAGCACGUGGUCACUCACGGCCAGAAGUACGCCCUCAAGAAGGGCAAAAGGUACGUCAUCAAGAAGGAGGAGCAGAAGGAAACUGCUAUAAAUGAUGACUGACCUUGCCUGUGUUUUUUUGCCGUUAUUUGUCCAUAACUUUUAGUUUUUUUUACUUAAACUCAAACUGUUAUCCAUUUGCACGUGUCAUAUGUUUAGUUUUUUUUAUCAUUCUGUCAUUCAAUGCAGUUACAUGCACAGAUUAUUCUGAUUUGAAACGGAAUAUUGUCACUAUUUAGUUCAAAACAAGUUCCAGAAUAUUCAGUUUACAUGUGUGUAACAGCGUUCUGUAUAGGGGUGUAAAUCACAGCCUUCAUGACGAUACGAUACGGUAUUGAUUUCUUAAAGCAGGAAUUCGAUUAUUUUCGAUACUUCAGAAUUCCCCACGAUACGAUGUGAUUCGAUUCGAUUUUUUCCAAUUACUUUUCCACUACUAUUGUGUUAUGGAGCUAGGGCAUUGCACAGGGGCCAGUGAUUCGAUUCUUCACGAUCUGAUGCGAUUCGAUUAAAUGGUCGGCUGAUACUUCGAUGCAUCGAUACAUUUCGAUUUUAUUCACACCCCUAGUUCUGUAACUGGAAUAUCAUCCCAACAUGGCGACGUUCAGAAUGAAGAGUUUACACCACUCUUGCGCAAACCGAAUACUGCCACUAUCUCGUUUAAAAUCGGAAUAUUGCUCACAUGUAACCGCGCUGAUUGUUUGUGGAGAGCCAUUUCUCUGUCACAAGCAUUACUAUGUUGAGUAAAUGGGUUACAUGAAAACCUGUACAUAGGAAAAUAUGUAUAUAGCUACACCUGCUUGCAAAAGUAUUCACAGCCCCACCAAGACUGAGGUUAAUCUUGUGUAGCAUGGAUCAAUGAAACUAAGGUCAUGAUUCAAUCAUUUGAAGAGUGAAAUGUGUGAUAGAAUGUUCCAUGUGUCAUCUACAACCAUUUUAACAAUUUGCUCUUUUUUGAUUAGUCACACAAUCAGCUAGUGAAAGGUUUGGCAUUGCAAAUCAUUAGUUUUAAAAGGAUUUCUACUAUACACUCCCUUUUAAACAAAAAUGCCUUCUGGAAUACAGUGAGGCAGAAACAUCACUUGAUACCAAUAGUUUUGUCAAUGGGAUUUUUAGACUUCUGUGAAGGUUUGAAAAUAGGGAUGGAUUUUAUAUGAAGAGGUGGAAUACUUUUGUAGGCCUCUACAUACUGACAAAGACAGCUGUGGCAUGGCAUACUUUCUGUGAAAUUCAUGGCAUCUCGGCAAACUCUUUUGUUAGCAUUUAUUGUCUGCAGUUAUAAAUGCCGUUUCAAUGUUUUUGUGUAAUAAACUGACAUAAUAGUUAAACGUGUACAAACUUGUUUGACGUCCUUGUCUGUAUCUUGUGUGAAUGAAAUGCAGGCUCCAGAAAGAUACUGCAGCCAUAGGGUCACUGCUUACAGUACAGGCAUCAUGCGUGACUCCAUUCAAGGG